Messenger RNA from Podarcis raffonei (Aeolian wall lizard), 3744 nucleotides. RefSeq names its product plasminogen activator, tissue type (gene PLAT). The transcript is spliced from 13 exons. The record is from RefSeq and is a predicted model, not a curated record. Lineage: Eukaryota; Metazoa; Chordata; Lepidosauria; Squamata; Lacertidae. Gene Ontology annotation, biological process: plasminogen activation; smooth muscle cell migration. Gene Ontology annotation, molecular function: serine-type endopeptidase activity. The coding region runs from base 1292 to 2950 and encodes 552 amino acids. Gene Ontology annotation, cellular component: extracellular region.
GCAAGAGAAUAAAAUUUUACCUUAAACCAGUUCUUUUUUUUCUUAAAAAAAUGUUUAGGGUUACUCUCAUUUUCCUGCUCAUAUGGAAAUACUGCCCCCCAAUGAGGCCAAACUUAGAUUCAUAAAAUGUUUAGGGGUCUGCGUCCCCCCAGAAAAAAGCACUUGUCUUAAACAGAGAACAUACCUGCUGCGGUUGCUGCCAGGCCUGCCAGUGGUGGUUGGUGCUGGCUGUGAAAGCUCAGGCUUGCAGAACUGCGUCUGUGCUAAGAGAAAACCAAGAUGGUCUCUGCCUCUUCAGCAGCCCCAGCUUUUGUAGCUGGAGUCAGUCAGGGCCCUUCCUCCCAGGCCAGGAGGGAAAAGGCCUGCAAGGCAGGGGUCAAGUCUUCCAGGACUCACAGCCAAGAUGCUCUGCAGGAGGAGGCCUUCAGAAACCUUCAGUGACCUUGCUGGAUGGCAGCACCUUUCUAAACCGUGUGCCCUCCAAGGUUUCGGGCUCAAAUUUCCGUCCAGAGAUUUUGGACCAAAACUCCCCUCAUUUUCAGCCAAUUUGCCUAAAGCAUCUGGAAAGGCAGCUUUAGAGGGCAAUUUUAAAAUAGGGAAAGUAUGGGGACAAGGGGAAGGAGAAAAUAAAUUUUGCCUUUGGAGGAAGACUUGGAUAAUUUAGCACCCACAGCCACAACUUCUUUUGGGGUGGGCACAAUGCCGUGAAUAUGGCAGCAGGAGAGUUAAACCAGAAGGGCAGCAGUCAAAGGCCUGGCUCUUGGCGUCGACUCAAGGCUACAAGAGGCUUGUUGUGGCUGCAGGGAAGUGAGUCAAGGAGGUGAAAGCACCGCCACCCGGAUGAGCAGAGAGCCAAGACCACAAGCCCCGUUGCUCCCAGGCCAAGUAACCUACUUUCAUCAACCAGCCAAAGGGAGGGACCAGAACGCAAACAGCCAGCCUGGGCUGACAUUCUGGAGCAGAUGCGCCUGGCUUGGAAUCUACCAGUAAAUAUGCUCUGCUGCUGCGGCAGCUGCUGUUGCACUUCCAGGCUCAGCUCUCCAGCUGAGAGAUCCGCUCUUGCUGCCCGGCCAUCCGUUGUUGUGUGUGCUUCACGAGUCUUGGGCAAAAUUCCUAGAAGAAGCCAGUCAGCUCCCGGGCCAGAGUUUGCCAUUGCAACUCCCUUCCUCCAAGUAGAGGUCUGCAGUUUUAUGAUGGGUUAGGUCUUCCCUAGUUGCCUUCUCUCCUACCUCUGUUUUCUUUUAGGCUUCUUGAUUGCACUUGGAAGAGAAGGCCUUGAAAAGACUUCAGAAUGAGGCUGGGACAAGGACUCUCCCCAUUUCUCCUGCUGCUGGGAGGAUUUGCCACAAUUCAGUGCCAGGAAUUUUCUUGGUAUGCUGCACUAGGAGCUCGGUCAAAGGUUGUAUGCAAAGACCCAGUAACACAAGAGAUCUACCAGUUCAGGGACAGCUGGCUACGCCAAAGAGAAAAAGAACUUGAAUAUUGUCGGUGUGCGAUCAACAGCAUCAUUUGUCAUAUCGUGCCAGGCACAGCCUGCAGCAGGAGGCAACAGUGCUUCAAUGAGGGCCGCUGCAAGCAAGCAUUAUACUCUUCUAACUUCUUCAUCUGCUUAUGCCGCCCAGGCUACUCCGGGAAGCGCUGUGAGAUUGAUACCAAAGCCAAGUGUUACGAGGGCGCUGGAGAGGGCUACAUGGGGACAUGGAACACAACUGUGAGUGGAGCCAAGUGCUUGAACUGGAAGCUCAAUUCCUUGAGGAAUAAGCGGUACAAUGCGUACCGGGCAGAUGCCGCUAGGUUGGGCCUUGGAAACCACAACUAUUGCAGAAACCCCGAUUCCGACACCAUGCCCUGGUGCUUUGUCUACAAAGGAAACAAGUACAGCUUUGAGUUCUGCAGCCUCCCUCCCUGCGCCAACAAAAGCCACACUUGCAUUUCUGGAAGAGGCAACAACUAUCGAGGUCCCCACAACCGCACGGAAUCAGGUGCUGCUUGCUUGAGGUGGGAUUCCCAGUUCCUUACUGGGCUGGUCUUCAAUUCCCGUAGGGAGGAUGCAGAGCAGCUCGGUCUCACUAGCCACAACUUCUGCAGGAAUCCUGAUAAUAGCACCCAGCCUUGGUGCCACGUGCUCAGGGGUGGCAAGAGGAAAUGGGAAUACUGCAAUGUGCCGGCUUGCUCCACGUGUGGAACGAGAAAGUACCGUCAGUCUCAGUUUCGGAUCAAAGGAGGCCUCUACUCGUACAUCCAGUCCCACCCGUGGCAGGCAGCCAUCUUUGUCAGGAUACAAGGAGUGGAGGCCUACCUCUGUGGUGGGGUCCUGAUCCAUUCCUGUUGGGUCCUCUCAGCUGCCCACUGCUUUGUGGAAAGGUUUGACACCAGUCGUCUCAAGGUUGUGUUGGGCAGGACUUCCCGCAGAAACCCGGAAUGGUCUGAACAGACAUUCUCAGUGGAGAAAUAUGUUGUACAUAAAAGCUUUGUGCAAAGCACCUUUGACAACGAUAUUGCACUUCUGAAGCUGAAGUCCUUGUACAAUGAGUGUGCAAUGGAAACAGAUUCCGUUCGUCCUGUCUGCCUCCCAGAGCCUGGGCUGAAGCUGCCUGACUGGACAGAAUGUGAGAUCUCAGGCUACGGCAAGCAUGAAGAAUUUUCUGCUUUCUUCUCGGAGCGUCUGAAGGAAGGACAUGUGAGGCUCUAUCCAGACAGCCAAUGCACACCCAAGCUCCUUUCAAACAGGACGGUCACUGAGAACAUGCUGUGUGCAGGAGACACCAGAGAGAUUGACGAUGCCUGCAAGGGCGAUUCUGGUGGGCCUUUGGUUUGUCUGAACAAUGGCCAAAUGAACCUGCUGGGGAUCAUCAGCUGGGGCGUGGGUUGUGGGAAGAAAGGCAUUCCGGGUGUCUACACAAAGGUGGUUCACUAUCUGAGCUGGAUUCAGGAGAACAUGAAGCCUUAAUGGCACCUGCAAGCCGGUCAUUCCUCCCAUUGGAAUCUCCUUGCAUCAGGGAGAGACAGUGGAUGGCAGAACACGAAACUUGUUUCCAUAUGUAUGGAGUGGGAACUGGCAGAAAGCAGGCAUGUAUGUGCAUGUCUGAAUGCACCUGCGUGUCCAGCAUGCAUAUGACCCCGACAUGCACUUUAUGAGAGGAAUGAAACCUUCAGCAUAGAGACACACUUGCCUUGUUUAAAGGAGUGUAUAUCUUUCCCACUUCCACACAGUAAAGAACUUUUCAAACCAGGAAGCGCUCUAAAGAGCAGUUUAUGAACAGGAGAAGGCAGAGAGUAUAUUACUCUAGCAGCAGGCUACACAAUAACGAUAUGUGCAGCCAGUAAUAAGAAAUUCUCUCACACACGCUUAGCCUGCUGAAUGAAGAAAGCUCCAGUUUCCUAAAGGUAUGCAAAGAGAACGUGGGCAUUGCAAAGAAGGGCCCUGAUCUGCUCCACCGUUUCUUCAAGCCGGCUUGCCACUUCUCUCCUGCAAGGCCCCUGACCUGAAAGACCCCAGGCUUCCCCAGCUGGGGACCAAAUCGCACUUCUAGUCAGGAACACAUUCAGAUCCUUUUAAUCCAAAAGUUUGUUUGCAGGUAUUUAACCUUUCUGUGUAUGUUUUAUAUAAAACACUCUUUAAUACAAUGUUAACCAUCUGUCCAAAGGCAGAGUUGUCUUCUGCUGCUACUUGAAAAUACUCCUGUGCUGAAAAUUGUCCUUCUGCGUGUGGUUCCUAGGGCAUUAAACUACCUUGUCUUUGAA